AAUAAUUUUAAAAAAUGGGUAAUACUGAAAGUAAUGUUACUAGUGGUGUAAAAAAACAAGCUGAUACCGCUUCAAUUGCUUGCUAUAAAUUAGUCGACUUAAAAGGUGGAGGUUUAUUAGUUGAUAUGAUGAAAAGAGCUGCACAAAAUAAGCAAUAUGCUGAACUAGAUCAUGCUAUAAAGACGAAAGUGGAACCAUUUUUGUACAAUAAAGGAAAAGGACGAUAUAUACCCAUUUCACAAUUAGUAUUACUUCGUAAUAAGGAACGACCUCGUCAUAAAUUGCUACCACAAUUAAAAGCAAUGGAAAAUCCAGAUGAUUUUGAUAUUAAUCAAUGCCCGGAAGUGAACGAGAAGGAUGCUUUGAAAGAACCUCAUCUAUAUCGCCACGUAUGCUGGGAUUUAAAUGAACGUGGUGCCGUUGGCGAAACAAUAUUGCAUUUAUGUUUAUUAAAUGCAACAUCAAUUCAUGCUGAUUUAGCUAAACGACUUCUACGAUUUUAUCCACUUAUGAUUAAUGAUAUUUACAUGUGUGACGAAUAUUAUGGUGAAAAUGUUUUACAUUGGGCAAUUGUCAAUGAAGAUCCAGCCAUGGUUAAAUAUCUAUUAGAUGCUGGUGCUAACUUUCAAGAACGUUGUUUUGGAAAUUUUAUGUGCCCAGAAGAUCAAAAAGCAUCACGAUGUGAUUCCUUAGAUCAUGAAUGGGUCAAUGUUGCACCAUUCACAAACUACCAAGGCUAUGUGUAUUGGGGCGAAUAUCCUUUAAGUUUUGCAGCAUGUUUGGGCCAAGAAGAAUGCUAUCGAUUAAUUUUGGCACGUGGUGCUGAUCCUGACGCACAAGAUUCAAAUGGAAAUACGGUUUUACAUAUGCUUGUCAUAUAUGAGAAAACGGUUACUUUUGAUAUGGCAUAUGAAGUCGGAGCCAGCUUAUCCGUUCGUAAUGUACAAAACCUUACACCUUUAACAUUAUCUGCAAAACUUGCUCGUAUUGAGUUAUUUUUUCAUAUUUUGAAUAUUGAAAGAGAAAUUUAUUGGCAAAUUGGAAGUAUUACUUGUGCUGCAUAUCCAUUACUUCAGAUUGAUACAAUCAGUAUGGAAACUGGACAGAUAAAUAAAGAUUCUGCUUUAAACUUGGUGGUUUUUGGAGAUAAAGACGAACAUUUAGAAUUAUUGGAAGGUGUUUUGGUUGAUUUAUUACAUGCAAAAUGGAACACUUUUGUAAAAUUUCGAUUUUAUCGACAAUUUUUUAUGUUUUUUUUCUACUUUCUAAUAUCGUUGGUCUGUUUUACUUUACGACCAGGACCACCAGAGACAACUUUAAAAACGGAUACAGCGAAUAUAAAUGUUAAUGAAUCUAUGGAAAUUUUAUCAACAUCAAACAUAACAAGCAAAGAAAAUAAUGGAGAAAAUGUAAAAUGGUGGAACAAUAUAGAUACUGAAUGUCGUUUAAUGAAUUUAAAUACUCUAAAUACAAAAAUUCGAAUUACUGCUGAAAUCGCCUUAACGUUAGGUGCAUUUUUAUAUAUAACAGCUGCAUUACGUGAAGCUCGAUUUUUAGGUGCACAUAUGUUCGUCGAAAACUUAAUGACAGCGCCAUCACGUGUAAUGUUCUUAUUUUCUUGUAUUUUAAUGAUGGGUAUGCCAUUUUUAAGAAUCUUUUGCUGGGAAGAACUGGAGGAUACAAUUGCUGUCGUUAUAAUGCUAACAACGGCACCAUAUUUCCUCUUCUUUUGUAGAGGUUUUAAAACAGUGGGUCCUUUCGUUGUAAUGAUUUAUCGAAUGGUUAUGGGUGAUUUGUUGCGUUUUGUGUCCAUUUAUUUGGUUUUUGUAAUGGGUUUCUCUCAAGCUUAUUAUAUAAUAUUUUUGUCAUUUAAUAACUCUGACCUAACACCGGAUGAUGCUGUUGACGACUCAGCUACAAAUCCAAUGCCAAAUCCAGUUGAAUCAAUUAUGGCAAUGUUCUUAAUGUCAAUGACAAAUUUUGGAGGUUAUUAUGCAGCAUUUGAACGAACUGAACAUGAAUAUGAAGCAAAAAUACUGUUUGUGAUAUUUAUGGCAAUUGUUGCAAUACUUUUAAUUAAUAUGUUAAUUGCUAUGAUGGGUAAUACAUACCAAAAAAUUGCGGAGACACGCAAUGAAUGGCAACGACAGUGGGCAAGAAUUGUAUUGGUAGUUGAAAGAGGCGUUAGUCCUGCAGAACGUUUAAAAAAAUUAAUGGAAUAUUCACAACCAAUGUCUGAUGGUAGGCGAGCUCUAGUUCUACGUCUAAAUCAAUCGGAGGAAGAUAAAGAGGAAAUGAAGGAAAUUGUCGAUAUGAAACGAGUGCAUGAUCGUUUAGUCGAGAAAAAACGUUUGGAAAAGGAAGUCAAUGAUUUUCGCCGUACUUUUCAAAAGUUAGAACAACGACGUGAAUUUGAUUUAUAUGAUCCAGAUGCUUUAAAGAAAGAUUUACCGGCACGGCUAAAAGAUGAUGAUCCACGACUUGGAUUGGCUGCUUGUCAAAGAUUUGCUGGUGAAGAUCUAUCAAGUGACGAACGCAAAGUACUGUUAAUUGAACAGCAACGAGCAUUCCUACAACAGCAAAUUGCUGAACGUGAAGCUGCUGAUACAGACCGUAAGCGGGCUGAAGCUGAAUAUCAUGCUGCAUUAAAAGCACGAAAUAUGCGUUCAUUAGAGCUAGAGAAUUUAGAAAAAGAAUGUCGUCGUAAAUUAGAUUGUGCUAAUUUACGUUAUAACAUGGCACUGGCAAAUGAGCAAUAUAUGCGGAAAAUUGAAGAAGAGAAACAAACUAUGGAAGAUAAUCAAGCAGAAAUGUAUAAUACAAUAUUAAGUGAUUUAAUGACCGAAAGUACAGAUGUAGGAGCGACAGCAUUUGGUGGUGGUCGUAAAAGUUCAACAAAUUAUAAAGGAAUGUCUGCAGCUGAAGUUAAAGCUAUUUAUGAUUAUCAAAAAAUGCAGGCUGAAGAAAUUCAAAAACGGCGAGAACAACAAAAGAAAUUGAACGAAGAAUGGGAAAUGUACUCACUAAAUAUUGGAAAAGCCGCUGAUGGUCUACACAAAGAAGAUGAAUAUAAAAGGAAAAAAUUAGAAAAACAAAUCGCUGAAGAAAAUUUGAGGUUGGCACAAGAACAUAAAGCUCAUUUAGAGUAUUUGGAUAAAUACGUUUAUAAAAAUAAACCAACUCCAGCAUUCUUCGAGCAAUUUAAUGCAUCAAGUAGAUAA
This is a messenger RNA of Chrysoperla carnea, 3221 nucleotides long. RefSeq names its product transient receptor potential cation channel subfamily V member 5 (gene nan). The record is from RefSeq and is a predicted model, not a curated record. The transcript has 23 exons. NCBI's taxonomy places the organism in Eukaryota, Metazoa, Arthropoda, Insecta, Neuroptera, Chrysopidae. Bases 15 to 3221 code for a protein of 1068 amino acids. Gene Ontology annotation, cellular component: membrane. Gene Ontology annotation, biological process: calcium ion import across plasma membrane. Gene Ontology annotation, molecular function: calcium channel activity; protein binding.